AUGAUAUUCUGUUCUCUUGGGACGUUACAGUUUUGCAUAGACAAGGUGAACAUUUCUCAAAACACCAUGUCUCUCCAAUUUUCUAAUGGAUCCAGGCAUGUUUGCUUAAGGUCUGGAGCUGGAUCUGUCAGACCCCUCAAUGGAGGUGCAGGCUUUGCAGGCAGCGGUGCAUGUGGUGGCUCUGUUGCUGGAAGUGAAUUUUCCUGUGCCUUGGGAGGGGGCUUGGGCAGUGUUCCUGGUGGGAGCCAUGCUGGUGGUGCCCUUGGAAAUGCUGCUUGUAUUGGCUUUGCUGGAAGCGAAGGGGGACUCCUCUCUGGAAAUGAGAAGGUGACCAUGCAAAAUCUUAAUGACCGCUUGGCAUCCUACCUGGAUAAUGUGCGAGCUCUGGAGGAGGCAAAUGCUGAAUUAGAGAGAAAAAUCAAGGGUUGGUAUGAAAAAUACGGACCUGGAUCUUGCCGUGGACUUGAUCAUGACUAUAGCAGAUAUCACCUAACAAUUGAGGAUCUUAAGAAUAAGAUUAUCUCCUCCACUACUACUAAUGCUAAUGUCAUUCUGCAGAUUGAUAAUGCCAGACUGGCUGCUGAUGAUUUCAGGCUAAAGUAUGAAAAUGAGCUCACCCUUCACCAAAACGUAGAGGCCGACAUCAACGGAUUACGGCGAGUCCUGGACGAGCUGACGCUCUGCAGGACCGACCAGGAGCUGCAGUAUGAGUCUCUGAGUGAGGAGAUGACAUAUCUCAAAAAGAACCACGAAGAGGAGAUGAAGGCCCUGCAGUGCGCGGCUGGGGGCAACGUGAACGUGGAGAUGAAUGCGGCCCCGGGGGUAGACCUCGCGGUUUUGUUGAACAACAUGCGAGCGGAGUACGAAGCCCUUGCAGAGCAGAACCGCAAGGACGCGGAGGCCUGGUUCAAUGAGAAGAGCGCCUCGCUGCAGCAGCAGAUCUCCCACGACUCAGGCGCAGCCACUUCCGCCCGGAGCCAGCUCACCGAGAUGAGGCGCACCCUGCAGACCCUGGAGAUCCAGCUGCAGUCCCUGAUGGCCACGAAACACUCCCUGGAGUGCUCCUUGACGGAGACCGAGAGCAACUACUGUACGCAGCUGGCGCAGAUCCAGGCUCAGAUCAGGGCCCUGGAGGAGCAGCUGCACCAGGUCAGAACCGAGACCGAGGGCCAGAAGCUGGAGUAUGAGCAUCUCCUCGAUGUCAAGGUCCACUUGGAAAAAGAAAUUGAGACCUACUGCCGCCUGAUAGAUGGAGAUGGAAAUUCAUGCUCCAAAUCAAAGGGCUUUGGAUCAGGAAGCCCUGGGAAUUCAUCUAAAGAUUUAUCCAAAACCACACUGGUAAAGACAGUGGUUGAAGAGCUAGAUCAACGUGGUAAAGUUCUUUCAUCAAGGAUUCACUCCAUUGAAGAAAAGACAUCUAAAAUGACCAACGGCAAGACAGAACAAAGGGUUCCUUUCUAGCUGUCAUUUUAGAGAAAAGAAUAAUUUGGGAAAGGAUCCUGUACAAUUGCAUUAUUCUAAAUAUCAGAGAGAAUAUACACACUUUUUACUUUUAAAGAUACAUUACUUAGCAAAAAUACCUGUUUUCUUAGUUUUACAGGAUAUUGAGUGUUUGUUUCCAAUAAAUAAAAAAGUUGAUGUGCAUUCAUUUCCAUUCACUGAUGACUAAUAAAUAAUUAUUUGUGAUUUUUUCCUAUGUCUAAUUCAUAGAGAAACACUUGUGGAAUAUAUUUUAAUUGCCUUUCACUGUUGUUUUAAAUAAUAGUCAAUACCGCCACAUGGCAUUUGAAUAUGAAACAUUCACUAGGCAUAAUCUUUAAAUCACAUCGUGUCUAUGUGGGCAAAUAAUCAAAAACUUCAGAAAUUCUCCUGUGACUGAAAAGUCUCACCACUAGAUGACGCAUUCCUGGUAUUUUACCAAGAGCCUCUCUCAAACUCUUCUUUCCACAAUACCCAGGAUACCAUUCCUUGUCUAAACAGGAUAAUCUCCGGAAAAAUCCACAGCAAUAUGGCUUGUGUUAGUGACACUUUUCCUAGAACAGGGGUCAGAAGCUUCUUUUGUGAAGACCCAGAUAGUAAAUAUUUUAGGCAUGGCAGGCCGUAAAGUCUCUAUUUCAACUACAAACCUCAGCCGUAGACAAUAGAUGAAUGGAUGAACAUGACUGUGUUCCAAUAAAACUUAAUUCAUUAAUGCUGAAAU
Messenger RNA from Gorilla gorilla gorilla (western lowland gorilla), 2200 nucleotides. It is a transcript of the gene KRT28, whose product is annotated as keratin 28. The transcript is spliced from 8 exons. The record is from RefSeq and is a predicted model, not a curated record. The coding region runs from base 1 to 1461 and encodes 486 amino acids. NCBI's taxonomy places the organism in Eukaryota, Metazoa, Chordata, Mammalia, Primates, Hominidae. Gene Ontology annotation, molecular function: structural molecule activity. Gene Ontology annotation, biological process: epithelial cell differentiation; intermediate filament organization; hair follicle morphogenesis. Gene Ontology annotation, cellular component: cytoskeleton.